AUGGGCCAGCAGAUCUCGGGUCAAGCUAUGAUGACCCAUCUUCCUGAGAAGCUGGUGAAGCAUGCAGGACUGGUGCGUGACAGUGGCAGCCUUACCUACGAGGAGUUUCUGGCCAGAGUGGCUGAACUUAACGAUGUAACGGCCAAACUAGCUGUUGGACAGCAGAAGCACCUGCUGUUUGAGGUGCAGCCAGGCUCUGAUGCAUCGGCUUUGUGGAAGGUGGCUGUCAGGGUUGUUUGCACUAAGAUUAAUAAAGAGACUGGUAUAGUUGAAACAUCACGCAUCAUGAACCUGUACCAGUUUAUCCAGCUUUAUCGGGACAUCACUAGCCAGGCGGCUGAGGUGCUAUCUGCAGAGGGCGCCACAGAGGGCUCGUCCAGCCACCUCCCCACCACAGACACCUGCCAGGCCAGCAUGUGGAUGGGCAGAGUGAAGCAGCUGACUGAUGAGGAGGAGUGUUGUAUCUGCAUGGACGGCAAGUCGGACCUCAUUCUGCCCUGUGCCCACAGUUUUUGUCAGAAGUGCAUUGAUAAAUGGAGUGGGCGGAACAGAAACUGUCCAAUCUGCCGCCUCCAAGUGACUGCUGCCAAUGACUCGUGGGUAAUGUCUGAUUUCCCCACGGAGGAUGACGUAGCAUGCUACAUCCUCAAUUUAGCCGAUGAGGCGGGCUACCCACACAGGCCUUAACGUUGCCGCACGCUGAAAAAUAUGAGCUGACAAGUCAAAGCGAGGAAUAUGAAGUAGACUUGACAUGUUGAACCACACUACUGUAUGUCACUGAGGAAAAUUUGUUUCCUGCUCUCCUUAGUGGCAGGCUCCCACAACAACACGUCUGUCUGCUCACUCCUAAAAAAAAAAAAACAAACUCCCAGGAUGCUCUUUGCCCAGUGUGUCUUCACAGCCCAGGUAUCAUAGAUGCGGUGGUUCAUUGACACAGUGUGCACUAAAACUUUAUGUAAACUUAAAUUCAGUAUUUGUAAUAUAGGUUGUAUUCACGGAAUUUAUUUGUAACAUAGGAUGUAAUCCCUUCAUGUAAAACAUAAAAUUGCCAAAAGUCCAAGUCCUACAUACAUUUUAUGUUGGUGUAUCAUAGACUUCAUGGGAUU
Molecule: messenger RNA, 1106 nt
Organism: Thalassophryne amazonica
Lineage: Eukaryota; Metazoa; Chordata; Actinopteri; Batrachoidiformes; Batrachoididae
Gene: rnf141
Product: ring finger protein 141
Exons: 5
Coding region: 1-687 (228 amino acids)
Biological process (GO): protein autoubiquitination
Molecular function (GO): ubiquitin-protein transferase activity
Source: RefSeq, a predicted model, not a curated record